Trichoderma harzianum CBS 226.95 is the source of this 1486-nucleotide messenger RNA. RefSeq lists its product as hypothetical. The transcript is spliced from 2 exons. NCBI's taxonomy places the organism in Eukaryota, Fungi, Ascomycota, Sordariomycetes, Hypocreales, Hypocreaceae. The record is from RefSeq and is a predicted model, not a curated record. Bases 196 to 1116 code for a protein of 306 amino acids. Gene Ontology annotation, molecular function: snoRNA binding. Gene Ontology annotation, biological process: rRNA processing.
CGAAAAGUGAGUUCCAAGAACAAACAAAAUCUCAAAAAAAUAUUUUAUAAGGAGAAACGAACUUCUUAUUCAAUUUUAUCGUCAAUCGAGGAGGAAUUGAAGUAACUCGUCAAGGAAUUCUGGAUAUACGACGCGUCGGAAGCAGAUAUCAAACUCUGUGUGAAAAUUUCACACAGCUGAAUCUCAUCGCCCAACAUGGUUGUUCAGACCAGGAGAAGAAAGGCCCUGCAAGAGGCAGAGGAGCCAACAAAGUCAAGCCCCGCGCGCAAGAUGCCGGUGAGGGAGAAGGAGGAUGAUGCGGAUGUGCCAGCAAAGGCCACACCAGCAAAGGCAACGCCAGCAAAGCGUACACCAGCAAAGAAGACCACGCCGGCCAAGGAGACACCAGCCAAGGAGACUCCGGUCAAGGGCACUCUCAUGGUUUUUGAUGACGAAGAUGAAUCCGAAUUUCAAACUCCAGUUGGCAAAGAAGAUGAAUCUGAAUAUAAAACUCCUACAGAGUCAAAUAGCGCCCCCAAAGCAGCAGAGGUGGAAGACGAGGAAGAGGAUAGCGACGAUGAGGCACCCGAGGCUGUGUCCACCACCAAGGCCGCUGAGGACAUCAAGAAGUCUGCUCAAGCCGCCCAGAAGGCUGCUCAGGAGCAAGCCGCCUCACUAAAGCGCAAGCGUCAGCAGCGCGAUGAGCUCCUCAAGAAACAAGCCGAGGAGCGCAAGAAGGCCGAAGAAGCCAAGCCGCAAAACGACCAGCCCGAAGCCAGGCAAACCAAAUCUGACGCCAGAGCAAGGAAGCGAACAGAAAAGUCCCAGAUCCCAACUGUCCUGCCCGCGGAGUUCCUGACAGACUCUUCGAGUGAAGAUGAGGCCGAUGAUUCCACUGAGGUCGCCGCAGGACCCAAGAGGCGAAAGGUGGCGGGCGUCGAGAAGAGACUGACGCGCCUGGAUGCCGGGCCCAAGGACGAAGUGGUCAAGUCGACGGUGUAUCGGGUGGCCAAGAAGACGGACGAGAGGAUGGCGCCGAAGCUGAAGAAGCACACGAAGUCUUCCAAGGAGCUGCUCUUGAAGCGAAACAGGCCUGCGGCUGCGAAAGCUGGAACUGGAUUCUUUAAGAGGAAAUGAAGUUUUAGGGCGGCAGCGGUCUACGUCGACUACCUUACAUAUGAUGAUACCCAAACCGUCAUAACUACUACUUCUUCCCCGAGAGCGUUUGCUCAGAAGGAUAAUACAUAUAUCGCAUACCAGCCUCACCGACAACUUGAGGAUGAUUUGUCAACAGUAUAAGCGGCAAUUCAGACUCUAGGCGGCUCAUACAAUAUCGUGGGUAAAGCACACGGGCGAAAACAUCAAUUCGGGAGGGAGAGCUUCUCCAUAGACAACCAAGCGACAAUUUUACAAAGUAUUACUAAAAAUGGCCAUGGAUUUGUUCUGUAAAUAUCUAGGUUCUAUAGAAUGGGAGUUUAAUGUACAUCUUUUGUGUUCCUGAGUCUCU